Endocarpon pusillum Z07020 is the source of this 2643-nucleotide messenger RNA. Its product is annotated as Chitin synthase G. Gene Ontology annotation, molecular function: chitin synthase activity. The record is from RefSeq and is a predicted model, not a curated record. Gene Ontology annotation, cellular component: cell septum; cell periphery. Bases 1 to 2643 code for a protein of 880 amino acids. The transcript is spliced from 4 exons. Lineage: Eukaryota; Fungi; Ascomycota; Eurotiomycetes; Verrucariales; Verrucariaceae.
AUGCCUCAAUCGGAGAAUUUCACUCCACCUGACCUGAGUCCGCCCUUUUCCCCUGACCAAAGUCCUACAGCUUUACGCCCACAACGACUAAGAUCCCCAGUGAACCUCGCAUCAACUGACACAUAUUCUGUCUGUGGGUCUAGUGAAGAUCAGAGCAGGAACCCCCGAGUUACAAAUGGAAGUGCGCCUCCUAGGCACCUCCGUCAUGUGAGAGACCGACACCUUCAAUCCAAGGAUAUUAUCACAAAUGCGCGGAAACAACGAAAAAACUCCUGGACCAGAUAUGCACACAGAAAAUUCAAACCAAGUCAAUGUUUAGUUUUCAGUGUUGACUACCUGGUACCCUCAGCAAUCCGUAACGCCGUUCAGGCAAAGUAUCGCGACGACUUGGAAGGUGGCUCGGAAGAGUUCACGCAUAUGAGGUAUACAGCGGCUACCUGCGACCCUGAUGACUUUACUCUAAAAAAUGGUUACAAUCUUCGUCCAGCCAUGUACAACCGUCACACAGAGUUAGCUAUUGGAAUUACCUACUUCUGCGAAGACAGGAGGAUGCUUUCUCGCAGUCUUCAUAGUGUGAUGGAAAAUGUUCGUGACAUUGUUAAUCUGAAAAUGUCCGAGUUCUGGAAUAAGGGCAGCUCAGCAUGGCAGAAGAUCGUCGUAUGCCUCCUCUUCGAUGGAAUUGAACCUUGUGAUAAGGAGACACUUGAUGUCUUAGCCACUGUUGGAGUAUACCAAGAUGGCAUCAUGAAGAAAGACGUCGAUGGGAAGGAAACCGUCGCACACAUCUUCGAGUAUACAACGCAACUCUCGGUCACGUCUUCUCAACAGCUUGUUCACCCUCUCGACGAUCAUCCGAGCUUUAGUCCGGUCCAGAUGAUUCUGUGUCUCAAACAGAAAAACAGCCAAAAGAUCAACUCACAUCGCUGGUUUUUCUCAGGAUUUGGAAGAAUUCUUAAUCCUGAAGUAUGCGUCGUACUCGACGUUGGCACCCGCAUCCUUCCAGGAAGUCUCCUGUGUCUGUGGGAGGCGUUCUACAAUGACAAAGACCUUGGAGGAGCAUGCGGCGAGGUUUAUCCCUGGCUUGGGCCGGGGUGGCGAAAACUGUUCAAUCCGCUCGUCGCAGCUCAGCUAUUUGAGUACAAGAUCAGUAGUGGCCUUGACAAGCCGAUGGAAAGCUUUUUUGGCUAUCUGACGGUCCUUCCAGGCGCUUUUUCUGCUUAUCGCUUCCGAGCCAUUGUAGGGAGACCACUUGAGCAAUACUUUCGGGGGGAUCCCACCUGGAUCCUUGGGUUUAAACGUCAGACUGUUCUCCAAAAAAACCUUUAUCUUGCUGAGGACAGAAUCCUUUGCUUCGAGCUUGCAUUCAAAGCCGGCUCUAAAUGGCAUUCAGCCUCGGUGAAAGCAGCCAAAGGCGAGACGGAUAUACCAGAACAUGUGAUUGACUUUAUUACUCAACGAAGAAGAUGGCUGAACGGAGCUCUCGCGGCAGUAACAUACUCGGUGACACAUUUUAGACAGCUUUACCAAUCGAGUCACAACAUCCUCCGGCUAGCACUUUUCCACGUCCAACUUUUGUACAACAUUAUUUCGUUCACCUUGUCGUGGUUUAACCUAGCGACAUUCUUGCUAACCAUAUUCAUUGUCACCGACAUAUCGAGUUCUCCCCCAGCCGAUUCCACCAUAAGGCCAUGGCCAUUUGGUGCAGCAACGCCAAUAUUCAAUGCGGUUCUUCAAACUGUCUAUUUUCUGACGAUCGUCUUUCAGUUUAUAUUGGCCCUGGGUACGCGGCCGAAAGGCCAAGUCUGGAGCUAUAUAGUUUCCUUCCUUAUUUUUGGGGUGAUUCAGCUUUACUUCAUCAUGAAUGUGGUGUAUCUCCUCGCAGUCGCAUUGCUCCACAAAAAAAGCAGUUCUAAUGCUCACAGUUACGCGUACAUAACAACUUUCUACAGCGAAAUUGGGCAAUUGACCAUUUGGAUCACUUGCGGAUCUGUUUUUGGAGUCUACUUUGCGACAGGGUUUCUCAAUUUUGACCCAUGGUACUUAUUUUUGGCUUACCCACAAUACCUCUUUAUCCAAUCCUCCUACACCAAUAUCAUCAAUAUAUACGCCUUCAGCAACUCUCACGACGUUAGUUGGGGUGGUGAGGGUAGGGUAGAUGCCAGCGAAGCACUUCCUUCCGCAACGGUUACAAAAGGACAGAAGCAGCAAAGUCCAGUCGAGGUUGAGAUGUCUGACGUAUCUCAAGCGGACAUCGACUCCACAUUCGAAGCAACGGUAAAACGUGCACUCACACCUUUCACAGAAAAACGCAGAGACGCCAAUAGGACGCUGGAAGAUCAAUUCAAAGAUUUCCGCACGAAACUAGUCUCAAUCUAUAUCUUCAGUAAUUUUGUCCUCUGCCUGGUCGUGAUGAAUGACAGUUUUGACGCAUUGAAGUUCAUGGUAAGUCGAGACCUUGGCCUUUUCGGCGUGAAGAAUUCCACCCUCCAUUCAAGUGGCAAUGAAGACUGGGAUCGCCCUCUAACCUGUUCACCAGGGAAAUUCGAGACAACACAAGAUUUGGUUCUUCCGGAUUUGGAUGUGGGCGACUUCGGCAUGCUUUCUUUUACGAUUCCUUGGAUUUUUCUGCAACAGAUUCUUUGA